This is a messenger RNA of Gopherus evgoodei (Goodes thornscrub tortoise), 1882 nucleotides long. It is a transcript of the gene ZBTB32, whose product is annotated as zinc finger and BTB domain containing 32. The transcript is spliced from 6 exons. The record is from RefSeq and is a predicted model, not a curated record. Gene Ontology annotation, molecular function: RNA polymerase II cis-regulatory region sequence-specific DNA binding; DNA-binding transcription factor activity, RNA polymerase II-specific; protein binding. Gene Ontology annotation, cellular component: nucleus. Gene Ontology annotation, biological process: regulation of transcription by RNA polymerase II. The coding region runs from base 1 to 1866 and encodes 621 amino acids. NCBI's taxonomy places the organism in Eukaryota, Metazoa, Chordata, Testudines, Testudinidae.
AUGGCGCGGCGGGUCAGGCUGCACAGCCCCUCGCACCGGGACCUGCUGCUGCACCGGGCCAGUGAGCUGAGGCAUGUGCGGACCCUGUGUGACGUGUUGGUGCGCGUGGGCCAGCAGGACUUCCCAGCCCACAGCUUGGUGCUGGCCUGCGCCAGCCGCACCCUGGCCCGGCUCCUCCUGCCACAGGGCCCCAGAAAGCUCUGCAAUCUGGACUUCCUUGCGCCUGCCACCUUCAAGCACGCCCUGGACUUUGCCUACACUGGCAGCCUUGAGGUGGCACCUGAGGAGCUCACCAGCCUCCUGGCCACUGCCCGGGACCUGGAGAUGGAAGAGCUGGAGCAGGCGUGCCUCAGGGUGCUGGGGACUGGAGGCCCUGAUGGGACUGGCAUUGGCGACAGGGCUGGUGGCCAUGACUCAGUUGGCGUUGGAGACAGGACUGGUGGCUAUGAUGGGGUUGCCAUUGGUGACAAGACUGGUGGCCAUGGUGGAGUUGGCAAAAGGACUGGUGGCCAUGAUGGAGUUGCCAUUGGCAACAGGACUGAUGGCCCUGACGAAGUGGGCAUUGGCAACAAGACUGGCGGCCAUGAUGGAGUUGGCAUUGGUGAUUGGGCUGGCAGCCAUGACGGGGUUGGCGCCCAAGAUGCGAGGAAGGAGACAGCGGAUGGGAUGUCCCAGAUGAAGUCACCAGGCAACCACGACCUAGUUUUAUUGGCCGAUGGGCCCUGCCUGGGUAGGCCAGACAGUAAGGGGAGCCAAAUCCAAGAUGGCAGCUUGGCACCCAAUUGGGUCCUGUUUGAACAGUCCUCCCUCAAGCCACGGGAAAGCAUCAUCACAGCUACGGCCCAGCCACUGCCUCAGGAGCACCGUGCCCAUCCCUGGCUGCCAGAGGCACUCUGGGGGCCAGAGGGGGUGGUUUCUGGCUACCAGCCCUGCCCACCAUUGCUCAGCUACCAGCUGCAGUCACUGCCUUCGCCCUUGGGCAACCUGGGGCCUGGGCACAUGGCCCUCUCAGCAUCGGUGGGUUUCCAUGGCUACGUCCGACCCUUCCCCUGCGGGCUGGAGAUGGGGAAGCUGGGCACCCCCAGUGGGAUCACAGGCAGAGAGAAGCAACUGGAAGACCAGAGGCUGCUGGCGGUUCCGGCCAAGAGCUCGGGGUACGACCUCUGCCCCCAGCGGGGCCCAGAUACCCAGCACCUCCCACUGCUCUGCCACCCGCGGCCCCAGUCGCUCCCGCUCCCCCGUUUCUGGGCCCAGCGGAGCUGUGACAAGGACCUGCCGCCUCUGAGCAUAGCGUCCCCUGGAGAGCCAGCCACGGCAGCGUCAACCACGCUGUACUUGAUGUACGGCCCACGGUGCCCCCCACGGGUCCCGCCAGCUGGCGCCUGGAGCUACAUCUGCCAGCUGUGCCAGCGACGGUUCCCCAGCCAGACGGCGCUGCGCAGACACAGCCGCAGCCACAUGGGCCAGCGGCUGUUGCAGCGGGAGUUCUGUGCCCGUGGGGUUCAGGCCGAGGCCGGGCGGCGGGGGCCCCGGCGGGCACCCCCAGGCGAGAAGCCCUACGAGUGCAGCGAGUGCAGCAAGCGCUUCACCCUCAAGCACCAGAUGGAGACGCACUAUCGGGUGCACACUGGCGAGAAGCCGUUCCAGUGCAAGCUCUGCCCCCAGCGCUCCCGCGACUACUCUGCCAUGAUCAAGCACCUGCGGACCCAUGGUGGCGCUGCCCCCUAUCGCUGCACCCUGUGCUGCCAGUUCUGCCCCAGCCUGGCCGCCAUGCAGAAGCACAUGAAGGGUCAUUGCCCCGAGGAGCUGCCCUCGGACUGGACGAUCGAGACCACCUACCUCUACUCCUCCUCCACCUCCUCCUGAGCCACCUGUGCUAGUG